Molecule: messenger RNA, 2820 nt
Organism: Tachysurus vachellii
Lineage: Eukaryota; Metazoa; Chordata; Actinopteri; Siluriformes; Bagridae
Gene: uck1
Product: uridine-cytidine kinase 1
Exons: 7
Coding region: 76-909 (277 amino acids)
Cellular component (GO): cytosol; cytoplasm
Molecular function (GO): kinase activity; ATP binding
Source: RefSeq, a predicted model, not a curated record
UGAGUCACCCGCUCUGUAGUUAGUUAGUAAGUUUCAUGAGCUUUAGUGAGUCAGUUAUUUAGCUAUUUAGUAGAAAUGGAGGUAUCCGAGGCUCUGAGUGAAGCCGAGCGGCCGCGACACCGACCCUGUCUGAUAGGCGUUAGUGGAGGAACCGCCAGCGGAAAGUCCACAGUUUGUGCUAAGAUCAUGGAGUUGCUGGGCCAGAACAAGGUGGAUCAUCACCAGAGGAAAGUGACUAUCGUAAGCCAGGACAGUUUCUACCGAGUGCUCACUCCAGAACAGAAGGCAAAAGCUCUCAAAGGCCAGUACAACUUUGAUCAUCCAGAUGCGUUCGAUACAGAGUUGAUGUGCCAGACACUGAAGGACAUUGUAGACGGCAAAGUUGUGGAGAUUCCAACAUACGACUUCGUCACACAUUCCAGGUUACAGGAGACGAUCUGCGUGUAUCCAGCUGAUGUCGUUCUGUUUGAAGGAAUUCUGGUCUUCUACACACAGGAAGUAAGAGAAAUGUUCCAUAUGAAACUGUUUGUGGAUACAGACUCAGAUGUACGUCUCUCACGUAGAGUUCUUAGAGACAUGAGGAGAGGUCGUGACUUGGAACAGAUCCUUACACAAUACACCACUUUCGUUAAACCAGCCUUUGAGGAAUUCUGCUUACCAACCAAAAAAUAUGCAGAUGUGAUAAUACCUCGUGGAGUAGACAACAUGGUGGCGAUUAAUUUGAUUGUGCAGCACAUCCAAGACAUCCUAAAUGGCGAUAUCUGCAAGUGGCAGAGAGGGACAACUAACGGUAACCCCCUCGAGCAGACCUUAAAGAGGCACGUGGACGAAGCGAGGGAGAACCAGGAAGGAUUCGGCUCCAAUCCCAUAAAACGCCCCCUGCUGGAACCUAGCACGCGGCCACAUUAACACCUAAACAACCCCACCCCCACCCCUUCCAAAGGGAGGUGUUUAAAUGUGGGAAUAUGUUUAAAACUUGAACACUAGAAAAACAUUUGCAUGCUUCCAACCACGUGUAAAGACAUGCUGACACACGCACACACACACACACACACACUUUAGCAAGUGUUAGUGUUCUGGUUAAGUAUUUUACUCCGUAUUGUUCAUGAAGAAAUAUGGGAGGUGAUUUUAUUUAAUACAACCAUUCUGUGAGAAGCUGUAUUAAUAUCAGUGUGUGUGUGUAUAUAUACGUAUAUAUGUAUAUAUACACACACAUACAAACAAAUGGGGGGCUUUUUAGUUUGAAUUUCUAUAUUGGAAUUUUAACGACACCUGUACAAAUCAAAUACACAGACAGAUUCCGAACUGUCAGCUAACUCUACUUAAUAUAAAUCUAUAUAUUUUAAUUAUCAAAAAUCAAUAGGAAGAAAAUAUGAGUUAAUGUUACGCCGACUUUUUCCAUUUUUCUUUGAGGUUUUUCCGGUCACAUGACGAAACGCUUCGGUACAACACUUUAUGCUUUAUGCACGUUAUACGGCCACGUUUCUUAUUUCUUGUUACAACGCACAACUGCAAGCAUCUGUAUAGUGUGCACACCGUGUAAUCCGUACUUGGUAACGUCUUUUUACCAGAGUGAAGAUAUUAAAAGGGGAAACAACCCCCCCAUCCCCGCAUGCCAGUUUGCACCCAGUAUAUAUGUGUAUGUGUAAAACUCAGAAUAUGUAGCUCAGAACAUUUCACAACAAAUGUCUUUUCGUUAUCUUUUAAAGACUGUUAUUUCAGAUAUAUUAUUAGACGUCCAGAUACGAAAUAUAUAUAUAGUUGUGGAACAUUCAAAACAGGGCUGUUAAAAAUUUUUUCAAGUAAGCGCAAAAUGAAAGACCUUUAGACCUAAUCAAAAAUACCUGAGGGCCGGUCAUGCUUGUUUAUAUCACAUCUAAUUACAUAUUACAUCGUGUGAACUCAUUUUAGGACACAUCGAUUCCAGGGACCAAAAGUAAUUAGACAAACGAUUGUUAAUGCUCAAAUUUUCGCAAAAUGGUUUUCAUGCUUAAUGUUUUCCAGCUCCUUUGAAAUCACCUAUUCACAAUGUCAUCAUCACGUGUUUUGUCUGGAACCAUGACUAAAUAUCAUUCAUCCAUCAAUCAUCCAUUUACAGUUUUAGUCAGAGGGAAAAGAAAGUCUUGCUUCUGCCAAGGAAAACUGCAACGUGUUGGCCAGCGAGACACAUCAUGCAUUCUGAUAAGAGCAACAGCCCAGUUAUCUGUCCGCACUUUGGACACCCCUGGUUUAAAAUAACCUCCUACUUUAGGUUUUGUCAGAGAGAUUGCAUCAGUGUGCAUUCGCAUCAGUUUAAUCGACAUGUCUUGCACUUUGUACUUCGAAGUACGUAAUGUUUAUAGACGAAACGUGUAGAGCAAGUUUAUCUUAACGAAGCACCUGGGAAUCAUGUAAGAGAUCCUGGAGUAACGGCCUACAUUUAAUCCUUGUUCUAUUGAAAUUAUUAAUUAAUGUUAAACCAAUUUUAUUGGUUGCUUUAAAGCAACCAUUAUAACGACUUGAUUUUUGUAAUUACACUUCAUUCAUUUCGAUUUCAUUACAGUGAAUUAUCAGUUGUGUUCUUGUCUGUUUUCAUAAAAUGUGAACGGUUGAAAAAUAUUUAACUCAAUCCUUUUAAAUCCUUUUAAUUUUUUUUAAAUGAAAUGUCUGAAUUUUAAGUAUUUUGAAUAAAAUAUUGAAUUUAAAAAGUAUUCAAUUUUUUUAAAAAGAAAUCUCAAGAAUGCGAUAACAGGAAUAGGCGUUACAUGAACUGCAUCACACCACCCUGUUAUUCUCCCACGACACACUCAUAUCUCAUGUUUUAAGUGUGAUGUAAUUGAA